AUGAAUUAAAGAAACACGUUUUCAAGAUCUUUUUGGAUAUGGAUUUCUCGAAGAGCUUCCAUAUCCAAGGAACUUUGGAAUGCCUCACUCCUCCUUUAAUUUUUGCUGCCCACUUACAUGAAUUUGACCAAUUUUUGAUAAUCCAAAAAGGGUCGGUGCGGGUGGAGCAUGGAAGGAAGAAAAUGCCAAAUGAAUCUAUCUUUGAUGCAAAAAAAAAAAAAAAAUCCAACUUUGAGAUGACACCUUACCUAAAUAACAGCAUGAAUUUGAUACUAAAUUUUGGAGGCAUUUGGUAAGUUUUAUAGUUGGUGCAAGACGUGACAACAUAACCCACACCAUGUUUAUCACAUUGACCUAAGGACCCAAAAGAUGCCUUUGGUCCCCUCCCUUCCCCAUCUUCUUUCAAAUUGUUUCCCAUGUAUAAAAAUGUCACUUUGAAACUUCUUGAAAUCCAAUCUUAAGUUCUUAAUCUUUCUAUGAUGAAAAGAGCAACAAUGGCUUCAUUCUCUGCAAAGCCUUCAAAGCGAUACAAUGUUCGAUCUAUUAGUUUGCCUGUUAGAUCACAUCCCAGCACACUCAGAACAGAAGAAGAGUUGAACAAGCUCAAGGCUUGGGAGGCAACAACAACAACAUCAGAAGCAAAAGCAGAUUCAAUAUGCAAGGGGCUAGGUGGGCUUAAAGACUUGUACAUUUGUAUUGAGGAUCUUCUUCAAUUGCCAAUGACACAACAGGCCCUAGCCCUGCAUCAAAAUGAGAGAUGGGUUGAAGAAUUGCUGGAUGGUUCUGUCAACUACUUGGAUGUGUGUUGCAACACAAGGGAUACCAUUUUGGCAAUGAAGGAGAGUGUUAGGGAUCUUCAAUCUGCGCUUCGGCGCAGAAAAGUUGGAGGAGAUUCAAGCCUUGAAGACAAUUUGAGUUCAUAUACAUGCAUAAGGAAAAAGACCAAGAAGGAAAUUCUGCAGCUUGUAGCAUCAUUGAAGCAAAUGGAUCACAAGCAUGAAGCCUUCCCUUUGGAUCUAGACAACCAUCUCGCCGCGGUGGUGAGGGUGCUCAGAGAGGCAAGUUUGAUCACCAGUUCUGUUUUCCAGUCACUUGUUUCUUUCCUCUCCACACCAGUUUUGAAGCCAAGGCCUAGCAGAUGGUCUCUCGUUUCAAUUUUGGUGCAGAAAGGGGUUUUGAAGUGUGAAAACAACCAACACAAAAGCAUGAACGAGCUGGAAAAUGUAGAUAUUGCAAUUGGCAACGUGCUUGUGAAUCAAGCAAGUGAAGAUAUUGAAGCUGAGAAGAUUCAAUCUGCACAGAGAAGAUUGAAGGUUUUGGAUUCAAGCAUGGAAGGCCUUGAAAAUGGUUUGGAGGGCUUAUUUAGGCUCUUGAUCCGCACCAGAGUUUCUCUCCUAAACAUACUUUCUCAUUGAGAUCAUCAUAUCCCCAUUGGUGGCAUGGGAUCCGAAUUUUAGAGGAUCUACAAAAAUAUAUUCUUCUUCACCAAUUUGGUAAAUGUGAAUUUUCAUGUGCUCGUGUAUAAAUGUAUAUAUAAUACAAGCUGAAUUGAAGUCUCAAUCUUUAUGGUUCUAGUGCUAGAAAGUUUUAAGAUGUAUUCCCAAAUCCAUGAGAAUCGAAACGUAUUCUUAAGAUUGUUUCGAUUUUAAUCCAAAUGUUACAAUUGCUCUGAAAAAAA
Prunus persica (peach) is the source of this 1678-nucleotide messenger RNA. RefSeq lists its product as uncharacterized. NCBI's taxonomy places the organism in Eukaryota, Viridiplantae, Streptophyta, Magnoliopsida, Rosales, Rosaceae. The record is from RefSeq and is a predicted model, not a curated record. The transcript has a single exon. The coding region runs from base 477 to 1415 and encodes 312 amino acids. Gene Ontology annotation, biological process: root development; shoot system development.